Molecule: messenger RNA, 1417 nt
Organism: Manduca sexta (tobacco hornworm)
Lineage: Eukaryota; Metazoa; Arthropoda; Insecta; Lepidoptera; Sphingidae
Product: transmembrane protein 14C
Exons: 4
Coding region: 137-472 (111 amino acids)
Biological process (GO): regulation of heme biosynthetic process
Cellular component (GO): mitochondrial membrane
Source: RefSeq, a predicted model, not a curated record
UAUUGGUAACACUGGAUUUUAUUGAUAAAGAUAACCAAACUUCAUACAGCGGUUUUUGCACUUGGCUAAGAUUAUCGCUGAUUAAUUUUCUAGAACAUAUAAGAGACAGUACACAGAAGUGUUUAAAUAAAUAAAAAUGGGAGUCGAUCUUAUCGGAUUUGCUUAUGCGGCAACUGUUGCUGCAGGCGGCAUGAUGGGAUAUGCCAAAGCAGGAUCCAUACCAUCAUUGGGUGCUGGAAUCAUCUUUGGAUCUAUUUUGGGCGUUGGCGCGUACCAGUUGAGUCAAGAUCCGUCAAACUAUCACCUUAUGCUGGGCACCACGUCUACUUUGGGAAGUCUUAUGGGAUAUAGAUAUUACAACAGCAGGAAGUUCAUGCCGGCGGGUCUCAUUUUCUGUUUGUCGGUCGGAAUGAUUGCGAAGCUAUUUGUCAAGAACGUCGGCGCCAGCCCUCUGCCAGUCAAGAGUGGAUAAUUUAUGGUAGAAUUAAUUUAUUGAUUGUGGUGUUUUGAAUUUAGGGACAAUUUAUUGAUUAUUGUGGGAAUUUGAAGUGUUUUAAAGUGCACCAAAUCUGGUAUUGUGGUUCAAAUAAUUGACAUCAGGAUCAAUCUGUAUCUGAAAAUAUGGAUACUCUUUAAGCCUUUCACGCUUUAGCGAUGGCUAAUUUGUUAGCGGAAAUAUAAUUACAGUAUGAAAUGUAUUAAAGUUUGUUAAGUUUAAGGUGUUUAGUUUUAAAACAUAUGGAAAAUUCGACACUAGUACCCGUAUUCACAAUAAAUACUAUGAGGAAACAGUGCGCCCAAACACAUAGUGACGGCAAUUGGCAAACUGAAGUAAAGUUGUAUCUAAAUAUUAACCAAUUACAGCGCCCCUACUACGCACUGCAAAGGGUGGAAUCGAGUAAGCUUUGAGAAAUAUACUUAUACCAUAGCAUUGCUCCGUACUUACGUAGGUACCAUUUGUGAAUAAGGGUCAUAUGUAUUUUAUUGUCAGAAACACACUUGUUACCAUUGCAUUGCUCUGUACUUAGCAAAGUAACGUUUGUGAAUAAGGGCCGUAUGUAUUUUAUUGUUAGAAACAUUUUAUUACCAUUACAUUGCUCCGUACUUAGCAAAGUAACGUUUGUGAAUAUGGGCCAUAUGUAUCAUUGUGCCCAUGGAUAAAGGUUCAAACACCAUAAUUCACACUAUAAAUUCUACAAAUUGACACUAUAAAUUCCUACAAUAAUCCUGUAGUGAAUUUGACAAUUUAUUUAUGUAUAUUUUGUAGAAGUACCUGCGCGAUAUCUAUUUUGUUGUGUUCCUUUGCAUUUACUUUUGUGAAUGAUAUUUUAUAUGAAGGCGAUGUGAAAUAAAUGUUUUUAUGUAUAUCACAAAAAGGUGUUGGGAUAUUUUUUUUUAAAUAAAAAAUAAAACUAUA